AUCAGACUAGUGUCUGUUAAAUCGGAUGUCUCUUUAUCAACGAAUCCGGUGUCACCAGAAAUCCCGUCGUGUCCCACCGAGUGGUUUGGACUCAUGUUAUUCUUGUCGGCCAUUGUGAUAGAUUAACUACAACUGAAAAGAGCCCCACGUUGGGCGCCAAAUGCAACUUUCCGGGACGUUCCCUAAGCGGAGCUUGUGGGACACGGCCGGUAGUGGAUACGGACUCGGAUCCGAUACUGGACCAGAGCCGCGUCGGGGGAACCAGACCCGGGUCAACUCACAGUUGGACCAAGGCUGUCUGUGGAGAUGUGGGCAGAUUGGGCCGAAUGGCUGCCGAACUCGGAUGGAAACGAUGCUCCACCAGAGUCGUAUAGCCCCUCCAGAGCAGGGAGCACUUAUGCACUCCGUGCCUGUCUAUUCAGACUCGGGUGGGGAACGGGUGAAAAGAAAACCAAAAACAGCGGCCAAAUAGAAUGAUCAAACAAAGAAAAAUCAAAACAAUUACUAUUUAAAGAAAAAACAAGAAGUCUGAUGACACUGGUUUUUACAAAAGUGUUCUCUUUGGCAAAUUUGUACCGAUUGUACGGCGGAAACUAAACGAAAAUUAUUAAUUAAAUUCUUAAUCUGCCCUGAGCUAACUUAUUUAACUAUCUUUACUAUUUAAGCGGCCUUUGCCAAUACUUUAAGAUGUGUGGGUGAUAACCCCGAAUUGAUAUCGCGGUGCUAACAAACAAAAGGUUGUUGGCGCGAUGCCGUAAUGAAAUAAGGUUAUCUGAGAGAUUGGUUCGCUAGCUAAUUUGAACGGUGAAGUUGCGCCGGUGUCGACUCGCAGCUGACCGCUGGUAGAGCAACCUCGUUCCCGGUUGGUGGCUGCCUUUUAUACCCUAGAUUUCGC
Molecule: messenger RNA, 895 nt
Organism: Athalia rosae (coleseed sawfly)
Lineage: Eukaryota; Metazoa; Arthropoda; Insecta; Hymenoptera; Athaliidae
Exons: 4
Coding region: 161-472 (103 amino acids)
Source: RefSeq, a predicted model, not a curated record